Molecule: messenger RNA, 384 nt
Organism: Aspergillus mulundensis
Lineage: Eukaryota; Fungi; Ascomycota; Eurotiomycetes; Eurotiales; Aspergillaceae
Exons: 1
Coding region: 1-384 (127 amino acids)
Source: RefSeq, a predicted model, not a curated record
AUGGUCGGUCGUAGGUCGCCUGGGCCAACAGGAACCCUAUAUUCCGACCUUCGAUCGCACGUUCCCUCCCAGCGUCGGGAACGUGCUUUUCUAUUGGGAUUGGGCAGUCCACCGUGUUUUACGCGGGGCGUGAGUGAUUCUCACACCCUCCCGAUGACAAACCUCCUCGGGUACCACACGCAACCGGAGAUGUUUGCACAGGAGACCGGGAAGGCUGCCCCAUAUGGUGAUCUGCUCGUGACAGCGGCGUCAAACUCGCAUGGCGCGGAUGAGGUCCGAGGUCGGAAUUUCAUCCAGGAUCAACUAAAUGACAUCCUUGGUAAGGACUUGCAUUGGAUCCCGGCCAAAAAUGCGACGCCUCCUCGCACUAGAGUGGCUGUUUGA